Messenger RNA from Orbicella faveolata, 943 nucleotides. RefSeq lists its product as uncharacterized. Gene Ontology annotation, cellular component: CST complex. Gene Ontology annotation, molecular function: telomerase inhibitor activity; single-stranded DNA binding; telomeric repeat DNA binding. NCBI's taxonomy places the organism in Eukaryota, Metazoa, Cnidaria, Anthozoa, Scleractinia, Merulinidae. The record is from RefSeq and is a predicted model, not a curated record. Gene Ontology annotation, biological process: negative regulation of telomere maintenance via telomerase.
CACCCGGACUUACCUGACACCAAAUAAGUAAUUUGGGUCCAGCUCCACAUCGUAUAAGCGAAUUCAAUGAGAUUCAAUAUGGCGGGUAUUUCAAGUGGUCAAAUUCUUCGGUUGAAAGAAGUGCUUCACUUGGGGACACGUUUAGAUGGUAAAUCUGUGAGAACAUGGGGAAGGGCAAAGGCUCAUGACAUCACAACAAGUGAACUAAAGGUUUGUGAGGAUGGCUGCGAAUUGGUUAUUGACACUUCCCUUGUGGAACCAAUGGCAUUCAACAGAGGCUCCAUGUAUCAGUUCAUAGGAGAAGUUAACAUCAGUGAAAGGAUAGUUCUGCGGGCAAGAAUUGCUUGUUGCAUCGAUGGGAUGGACAUGGACCUUUUCAACCAGGCUUUAGAUAUCCGUAGAAAAUACCUAAAGGAAGAUACACCAGCUGCAUCUUAAGAGUCAGUAACAUGACCCUCGAGGCCAAGGGAUUACUAGAAGAUGAACUUUAUUGCAACAGCAUUUCAUUUUCCAAUCACUCAUGGCCUGAUCCUCUGCUGUAAGCCAGUAUGAACUCGAGAAUAAUGUAAACUGAGAAACCGGGAGAUCUUGGACAGUGAUACUGAAUAUGAGAAAAAAAGGAAAGAAACACAAUAAUUGAACCCAUACUCGGCAUUUCCUUCUCAUGGUGGACAUCAAUAUGCAAUUUGCAUGGCUUCUUGAACAAUUUUUAGUCCCUGGCUCAAGAUAGAAAUUAUCCUUACUGAUUGCACUCAUUUCUUUUAAUAUCAGUUGUGAGAAUUUGGUGGUACAUUUAUCAAAAUAACCAGUUGAUGCUUUUUUGUCUUCUAAUUUAAUUACCUCUCUGUUGAAAGUGUAUUGACAAAAAGAAAUUAAAUCGUGAUUGCUCUUGAGAAAUCAUAAGAAUGAGGUUAAUUUUCUGUACUUGGAAAAAAAUGACAGG